This is a messenger RNA of Ostrinia furnacalis (Asian corn borer), 1112 nucleotides long. RefSeq names its product tetratricopeptide repeat protein 27-like. The annotation marks the transcript as partial. The record is from RefSeq and is a predicted model, not a curated record. Gene Ontology annotation, molecular function: protein binding. NCBI's taxonomy places the organism in Eukaryota, Metazoa, Arthropoda, Insecta, Lepidoptera, Crambidae. The transcript has 6 exons.
UUUCCAAAAAUUUGCUUGCCACACCCUGAAAUCGAACCAGUGUGUACCAAAUUUUUUUAUUCUUAUUUUCCAGGCAGCAGAAGUGAUACAGCAGCAAAUAGAGAUAAACCCAACUGUGAAACUGUACUGCCUUCUGGGUGAUGCCACAGACGACGUUUCAUGCUACGAAAAAGCGUGGGACUUCUCCAACCACAAGAGCAGUCGGGCCCAGCGCCAUUGGGGCAACUUCCUGUUCGACCAUAAGCGCUACCGCGAGUGUAUCCCGCACUACGAGGCGUCUGUAGCCAUCAACUCUAUACAGGAGAGCGUGUGGCUACGACUCGGAUUCGCUGCGCUUCAAACAGAGCAAUGGGAGACCUCGGCAUCAGCGUACCGUCGCUACACCUACCUCCAGCCGAACAGCUUCGAGGCGUGGAACAACUUGGCCAAGGUGUACGUGAACCAGGGCGACAAGCAGCGUGCGUACAGAGCACUUAUGGAGGCGCUGAGAUUCAACUAUGAUAACUGGAAGCUGUGGGAGAACGUAGUAACAGUGAGCAUGGAUACCGGCCACUUGGAUGACGUAGUACGCGGCGUGCACCGCCUGGCCGACCUGCUGGGCAAGUUCCACGACGUUGAGGUGCUGGCGCUGUUGGUGCGCGCCGCCCUGCACGCGAGCACGGGAGCAGACGCCGAUGGACACAGCGCCACCAGGUUACGGAAACAAAUACUGGAGCUGUUCGGCAGGAUCACCUCUCUGACCCCAAACAAGCCGGAGAUAUGGCAGUUGUACUCCGACAUCAGUCCGACAUAUUUGCUGAAAGCGCAACGACUUCUGAAAGCUUAUCGCGGCUAUACGCAGAAUGGCAACUGGUCGAACAGCCCAGACACGUGCAAUAGAGUGAUAGAGCUCGCCCAGAAUCUUCUCGACUACAGUCUGAAGGCCCGACAGGAGGCCGAAGACAAAGAUAAGGCGCAGUGCGACCAGCAGUUGUCUUCAGCUCGGCUCACCGGCCAGGCCGUCAUCCGGGCCGCGGAGAAACAGGACUGGCCGCAGACCAAGGAGCCCUUGGAGGAGUUGACGAAGCUUUUCAAUGAAAUCACGGAAUAUAUGAAAUCAAUUAUGUAGUAAA